UACUUAAACGGCAAAUAUUUAAACAAUUAAAGAAGAUGGAUAGUUUACGACAUUUUCAAACAUUUGCGUGGUGUAAACCGGAUUGGUGCUACCCGAGUAUGGGCAAACAGACAAAUGAACUACUAAGGCAAUGCACAGAACUGCCUGCAGUCAAACUAUCAGAUGAUGUGGAGGAGAUUAUAAAGAAGAGCAAAGCAUUUCCGAUAUCAUUUCCUAUUGAGACGGUCAGAUUAGAAAAAUUACAAGUACGGAGGUCUAUUGAAAAGUUGAAGAGAAAUAUAAUCUCUACUUACCCUCUUAUACAUGAGAGGGUUCUUCUUCUUAUGACACAUUUUCUUAUAUAUAAGAGAGAGUUUGGUACAAGUAUUGAGAAAUUGUUAUACAAAGAGAUGACAGUUCCCGAGCUCAUUGAUAGGAUAUUGAAGAAACGUGCAAUCACGUUCAUGGGAAGACAUGAUACGUACAAACUUAUCACUGGAGAAGAAGGUAAUGGGGGUUGGGAAACGGUAGGUACAUUACAACAGAAGCCACCAUUAGUGUUAGAGAACUGUCUAAGUUAUGACGAGAUGAAACUUGCCUCUAUGGUAUAUAUCAGUGGAUAUACCGAAUGUAUAAAUGAUGGUGAAAGAACUAACUCCGGAGUUGUUAAAGAAGAAAAUGCUGAAGAAGAUGCUAUUAUUAUAGGUCUCAUAGGACCUCGUUUCCAACGUGCAAACCGCAUGGAAUACGAAGACAUUAUAAUAACGGACCAACAGAAUUCCCUUGAAAAUGGUUACGGAGAAGAAGUAACUCCUACGACCUGUCUAAAUGUAUUGAAAACUACAUACGUUAGGAAUAACCAGUCAGCCAAACAUAUGUGGAGACAAAUAUGGUCUGAAUUCUAUCAAGUACACAGUUAUACUUAUGAAGAACUUACUUCGUAUGUGAAUAUUCAAGAUAAAUCAGAAGAGAAGAGAUAUACAGAUAGAUAUGUGAAGACAAAUAAUAAUUUUAUUUUUGAUAAUGAAGUGUAUUACAAGAGGCUGUGCGUGUUGGCUGAAGUGGCUUUGUUAGAAUCUGAACACAGAGCCAAGGAAGCGGGAACAUUUGCCUUCCUUAAUGUUAUUGGAUGUGGUUUAGGUGUAUGGAUGAUAUCAGGUCAUCAAACGGACGUGUAUAUUCUGACAUUUUUAGAAAGGAUACGAUCUUUUCUAAAGAAAGAUAUGCUGGACCAUGUGUCAGAUGUCAACUUUGCCUUCUUACAUCCCAGUCAAGGUAUAUUAGCUCUGUUCACAAAUUCUUCUGACGUGGAAACAUCUACUGAAAAGAGGAUAUUCUUUGAAAGUAAAAGACAUCCAAAAGGUGGUAUUAACGUACAAUUAGAAAACCGUCAGCCAUCAUCAAAGUUGUCAGGAGAACACGCGGGCAAAUUACUAGUAAUCACAUACCCCUGGGACGGGAAUGCACAUCCAGGGAAUGAAUUCUGGCUAGGCAGUCUGAAAACAUCAGGCGACCCAGCGGCAGCUUGUUCAACACAAGUAUCAGAGUUACACAACGCACACAUCAACCCCGCAGUCUGCGGACACAAUACAAGAGUGACAGGUAGGUAUGGAUUGAAGACUUUGAAGGAAUAUGCCGCGGCUUUGACUACUUAAAUGAUGGUGAGUUAGAGUUUAUAGUAUUUAUUAUAUGUUUUAAACUCGAAUGUGCACAAUAACUAUGAUUUUUUAGCCGACUUCAAAUAGAAGGAGGUUC
Messenger RNA from Papilio machaon (common yellow swallowtail), 1734 nucleotides. RefSeq lists its product as uncharacterized. Lineage: Eukaryota; Metazoa; Arthropoda; Insecta; Lepidoptera; Papilionidae. The coding region runs from base 36 to 1634 and encodes 532 amino acids. The record is from RefSeq and is a predicted model, not a curated record. The transcript has 12 exons.